GAUAGAUCAAGCACGAAUAUUUGCUUUCUGGAGCAACAGACUUGAAUAAUUAUAUCUGAUUCGAAGAGUCAAAGUUCAUUUUGUCAGGGAUUAACUAGUUACUAUAGUUGCUAGAAUGGAAGCGGUGAGUGGCAUUCUUCUCUUCUUGAUAGCAGUUGGAGUUUAUGUUGCUUGUUCUCUAUACCUGCUACGCAAUCCACUCAUUAUUCAUAGAAGGAAACGACUGGAAUUCUACUGCAGACACAUUUCACACAGAGGAGGGUGUGGAGAGAAGAUAGAAAACACAAUAGAAGCGUUUACGCAUGCUGUUGAUGUGGGGACUGAGAUGUUGGAGAUGGACUGUCACCUUACUCUGGAUGGAUAUGUUGUGGUUUCGCAUGAUGAAAACCUUUUGAGACAAUCAGGAUAUGAUAACACAAUAUCAUCACUUAGAUUCCAGGAUUUGCCUCUUUAUGAAGAGAAACUUGAGGUCACAUUCUAUGUUGGACACUACAGUUCAGGAAAGGACAGAAGGUUUGCAUUACUUGAGGAUGUCUUCCAAAAAUUUCCCAACAUGCCCAUGGUUCUUGAGAUUAAAGAAAACAAUGACUUGCUCAUUAAAAAGGUCUCGUUUCUUAUAAAGAAGUAUGGCAGAGAUGGUAUUACAGUCUGGGCUUCUGAAAAAUCUGACAUAAUGGUUAAAUGCCAGAAAGAGAACCCACGCAUGCCCUACAUGUUUACUAUGAGGCGUGGAAUACUACUUUUAUUGCUCUUUUAUACUGGGCUCCUUCCCUUUGUGUCUCUGGGUGAAAGUCUACUUAUGUUCUACCUGCCCAGGAUUAUCAACAGGACUUAUAUUCCAGAGGAAGCCAUUCUGAAGAAAAGUUUCGCAGUGUAUUUACUUCAGAAGUUGACUAUGCGAAAAUGGUUGUUUGAACAUUUGAUCAAGAGGGGUUUACAGGUGCAGCUGUUCGUGUGCAAUGAGGAGAGUGACAUGGCAGCUGCGUUUUCUAUAGGAGCCACAGGUGUUAUGACUGACUACCCCACCCUGCUAUCAAACUACAUUGAAAAACACCCUCCACCUCCCACUGUUUAUUAGAUAUUUUUUUAAAGCACACUAAACACUGCAUUACCAUUGGAUAAAUAGGGGAUAAUUCACGGCUAACCGCGCAUUAAAGGAUUUUAAUGCACGAGGCGAAGAACCGCACAACGAGGCGAAGAACCACCCAACGGCUAACCGUGGAUUAUCCCGCUUAUACCAUGGUCAUUUGCCAAGUUACAAACAAGUUAAAGCUGUUAUUGAUGUUGGCAGUGCCAUUUUUGAUCAGACAAGUGAAAAUGAUGGUUAUAUUUAGCAACGCCAAGGUCAUGGGUUCGAUCCCCUCAUAUAGUCAGAAAUUAAUGUAUAGUACAAUGCAAUGUAUGUCACUUGGGAUAAAAGCAUCUGCCAAAUGCAUAAAUGUAAAUGUACCCGUUAUUUGAUGGAUUUAAUGAAUUUACUUAUGAAU
Molecule: messenger RNA, 1487 nt
Organism: Triplophysa rosa
Lineage: Eukaryota; Metazoa; Chordata; Actinopteri; Cypriniformes; Nemacheilidae
Gene: gdpd3b
Product: glycerophosphodiester phosphodiesterase domain containing 3b
Exons: 10
Coding region: 116-1078 (320 amino acids)
Biological process (GO): glycerophospholipid catabolic process
Cellular component (GO): endoplasmic reticulum membrane
Molecular function (GO): phosphoric diester hydrolase activity; phosphatidylcholine lysophospholipase A1 activity
Source: RefSeq, a predicted model, not a curated record